GCGAGCGAGUGGCGAGUGCCGACACUGGCGACCAUCGUCGUCAUUGUAAGGGACUGCAACUGCUACUACAACUACAAUUAUUACUAGUAAUGCGUGUGUGUGAGUGUCCCUGAUGAUGAUCAGCCGUCUUCUGUGGUGGAGUUCUCACUAGACUAAAUGUAAGCACGGUGGACGCGAGGCUUGACGGCUAAACGUUUCAGAAACAAUCCUACUAUCACUGCUACAGAAUAAUAACAUAACUACACAUUGCUCCAGCUCGCAUCAUCUGCUGCAGCUGCUGCCACCACUAUUGCUACCUAUUACCUAACCUUACCUAUCAUCAUUCAACGGCUUCGGCAGCAGCGUCAAAAGAUUCGACUUGGAAAUACCGUCGCAAUACAACAAGAGAGUGUGUCUAUGUGUGUGUGUAUGUGUCUCUGUUAUUUAGAAGUAUGCUCAGAAUACGGCAGUAGAGAAACAUCAAUAUACAAAGCUAUAGUGUGGAUUAAUUGGUUGAGCUCGAAUCUCUGCCGUUGCUUCUGCGGCUGUACAAACUGCAGUAAUUUACGCUUGAGCCAGCCAGAAUAACAAUAACAUCAAAAACCAAAAAAGGACGAAGCACUUUGACGGGAAUUAACGUAUGUCGACCGGCUAGUAGCCAGAAAUCAGCUACCAGGUGGCGAUGGCCGAACUGGCCCUCCUGAAGCGACGGCUCGCGUGAACUCAGCUUGCCCACAUAUCGGUCCGUCUGUCCGCAUGGAGCCAAAACGGAUUACAAUAAGGGUAUUAUUUCUAUGACCGGUAAUCGCGUGCGUAAAUAGCAAGGUGUCUGAAGCAGUGGUGGAGCUUAGUAUACUCUAGUCAUUCAGCAACAAGGAUCGAAAGCCUGGGCUGUAACGAGGUUUCAAACUGGCGAUUGGAGCGAACACAACGGAAGUGGGCUUUAUGCUACUGGUCCCAGCUCCCAGGAAAGACUAGCACGUAACAAAGCACAUAGCCGCGGGUCGUGUAUCGCCGUUCUGCAAAGCCACGCCGGGAGGAAUCAGAUGCGUUGGCGAGGCAACAGCUAAUACACUAACUAGCAAGCCAGCCAGCAAGUCAGCCAAGCCAAGUCAAUAUAGCAAUAGCGACAGCAGAAAUUGGAAACAGAAAAGAAACGGGACAGAACAAUAGAAACCCAAUAGCAAGCAGCCGCGGACUCCUUUCGGUAAAGAUAGUAAUAGCACGUACGUAACGUACUACGAUCUAUAUAUUACGAACACAGAAGGAGACGGCGCGCCUUACCGCCGUCGGGCUACAUAUAGUGCGCUAUUUCGGAUUCCCUAACGAUCGAAAUUGGCCUCUACCAUCAGAAAUUAGCAAGUCAGAGACUGAAUUAGCAUCAGAAAUAGGAAAACACGUUAUCGUCAAUGCCGUACUUGUUCACACUAACUGCAAGGCCAACGAAGUCGCCUUGUCACACGCGACCGUAAUAACGAUUGUGAAGCGGCGACGGCGGCGACGGCAACAGCAAAACUGUCUUAGUCGUUUUCCCUCAUCGUCCGCGAUCAUUUUACCCUUCCAAUUCCGUCAUCUAUAGCCGAACCUUCGCGUCAGCCAGCGCACGUCAGGCUUCGGCCGCACACGUAACGAUCGCGACUCGAUGCCUGCAACCUAGCUAACCGCUCGUUGCCGAUGGCUAAUAUAUCCGCAUACAUCUAUGUAUACGUAUACAUUACUAAAUUCCGCCAAUUUUACUUUACAAGUUUCUAUUAUUAAAGCAAUUAUUAGUGUUGCUGCUGCUGCUGCUGCUGCUGCCGCCGGGGAAAGAAGCGAUUCUUCGUUGCUACUGAGUUACUACUCGUGGUGAUCGUUUGGAGCCACCAAUCACUUACUUCCGCGCCUACUCCGCUCUCAAUGAUACUGUGCCCCUGUGGAGGCGCCGGCAGUGGCGGAAGCAGUUAGCGGUAAAUUCGAGCUGUUCGUAAAUCCUCCGUUUGUUGUUUGACGUCGGCGGUUUUGUGCGCUGUUUGUUGCGUUUGUACUUCUAAGUUGCUCGUGCUUGAACCCACUGUUGCAAUUGCCCCCUGCUGUUGAUACUGGUUGAUGGCGGUGUGACGGUGAUCGUUGCUGCAAAGCAAACAAACUGAAUCACACGCUCAGCGACAGAACGGAAAGCGUCGGGAUCAACAACAACAAGAGCUACGCGACGCUGCAGAAUAGAGGUCAGCGAAACAAGCAAACGGCAAAUACAAUGGGCUAGUUUGAAAGGCCCCCAUAGCUGUUGGUCUAUACUAACUUGUUUAUGUGGCGGUUCGUGCUUACAUGUCAGAGCGAACAGCCAAACAGCCAGUAAUCGGCAAUCAGCACAAAUCUCGUGCGUUGUCCCCCAUUCCGUCUCGUUGCGAUUAGCUGCUGCUUAGCAAAGAGCAACAGCCAGACAAGGCACUAGCAGAACAAUCCACGAGGACGUCGGCGACAACGAAGAAACGCAGAGCGAAACGUAACGCGAAUUUCUACGCACGACGAUAACAACCGCCUGUGCGGACAGCGAGGUGCUAACGCAGGGGCUUAGAUAAACAGAAGAACGAGAAGAUCCGCGAAAGAGCAGCGGAAACAACAGCAGCAGCAAGAUUGACGCCAAGAGCAUACAUCGAAUCGGGGCAAACAAAAGGGGCACCAGGGAGCGGACAGAGCAAAACAUAGUCCCAAGCUAAUAGUGAUCUUUGAGCGGGGUCGGAAAAAAACGAAGCUUCAGCGACGAUCAAAUCAAAUUCUAACGCAAGCGAAACGCACCGAUCGCUGGUGGCAAGGCGUUCAGUGCAUGUUUUUCUGCCUGCGCUGGUCCGUGAAUGUGCGUGGUAUGAGCCGGAACGUGUUAAUGUUCCAUGGAUGUGGUGCCGGUGAGUAUGUUCUACAGCAACUAAAGUUUUUGGAAAUUCUUCUAUGCCACUGUGCUAACCGGAAGAGGGCUCACGGAGCUGGAAACGACGAGUGCGUGGUGACUUGUGUAAUAGUCAACCCGUUAUUGUAGCCAAAACAAGAGGCAGCAGCAGUAGCUGCUGGAGAGUAAUUUAAUCCGCGAUUUCUAUGCGGCAGCGCGUUCCUCUCUCUCCUUGCGGCUUGACAUCACUCCCUGUAAAUUUUUCUUUGUCGCUUCUUCAAGCACCGCUCAAAAAUCGCUACACAGCGACGACGAUUUCGACCAUCUUGCAGUCGACUAUCUGCAUUAUGCCUACUUACCUUCAGUGUUGCCGGGCAGAUCGAUAACGUCCGGCGACGUCGUGGUGUAAGGGCGUGCACAGUAGCGGUUGCAGUUCCGACAGCUGUGGUUCAUGCAGAAAUUGGUCAGUUCUCGGUCUAGCGCUGGGCGUAGCAGCAAGGCAGUCGAAAAGGACCAAGAUCCGGUGUUCGAAACGAUCUUAGCGGUGUUUAAAGGUUAAGUAGUUUUCCGUGUUCUGGAAGUGUAGCCCGCGUCGAGUCGUGGACGUGGGGAUGCAAAGUCUCCGAGGACGAAGGGGGGGCUUACCAAAGCCCGGUUACCGCAGCAGUAAAAAGCCCCGCUGGGACCGGCGGCGCGGCUGCUAAGACAGCAGCAGCUGCGGCAGCGCGGUUUACUUUUACAACAAACACAAACACACAGAUCUCAGACCAGUGUAUCGCUUGACGAUUAUUGCCACGCUUAACUGUGUAGUCAAUGCUGCUACUAUUUAGUAGAACUAGAAAAGGUCGUCCUACAUAGCCACAAACUCCCGCCUAUUCUUCACCUCCUAAUGAGUUGGAGUAAACAGCACAGAAUCAUAGAAAUCGAUAAGAGCAGCGGCAACAAUAACCACUACAAUUAGGAAUCCGUCAAAUCGUUCGGCGGUAAGAAAAAGUCAGCCAGAACGCAAGCGAGUAAAUUUAGGUUGCCGCGGGAACGGCAGCAGUGCAUGACGCUGAACAAAUGCAUGACUCGAAUCGUCAAUAGACGGUGACCGUGGCAGCAGGUGAUCAUACGAUCAGGUUGUUGAGCUACUCACUGUAGGUUGCGCAGGAAACAGCGUGAUUUGUGGUGCGUGGCUUGCAGGUGAUCGUGUGUUCCACUAGCAAGACAGGACGGCCGAUACUCGGACUGUGUUUUUCCCGUAGAAAUGGCUGCUCCCCCACCGACGCAGCAACAGUAUCCUCCGCCGGCGGGUCAGCCACAGCAGGCACAGGGCUACUACGGUGACCCGCAGCAGCAGCAGCAACAGCAGCAGCAGCAACAACAACAACAGCAGCAGCAAGCCACAUCCCAGGCAAACAUGCCACCUCCGUCUAGUCAAUUAGGUGGAGGUCCUUCUCAAGGACAUGGAUACUUUGCCUAUCAGGGUCCUCAGGGGUACGGUGGUCAGCCGGGACCUACUCAGGGAGGUCAGGUGCAAGGUCAAGGGCCCGUUCAAGGAUACGGUAGCGACUUGUAUCGGGCCGCAAACCAGCAGCAGGCUCAGCAACAUCAGCACCAACAAGGAGGAUAUCAGCAGGGACCCCAGGGCCCACAGUAUGGCCGUCUUCAAGCUGGUGGCCCUGGCCAGUGGCCCGCUGGACCUAGUACACCGCAAUAUCAGCUAGGACAAAACGGGGUUUACCCAGGCCCCACAAGCCAAGGGCCUCCUGGAGGGCCCCAGGUAGGCAUUGGUCAAGCGCCUCAGGGAUACCCUGGUGCCGGACACGCUGGACAAGGAUACCCAGGUUACUAUCAACAAGGCUACCCACAGGGCCCACCUCAUUAUCAAACAGCGGGAGGGUAUCAAGGUGGGCCUUCUUCGGUUGGCGGAUAUCCACCUGGCGGCCCUGGAGGACCAGGAGGUCCACCAGGUUAUCCUCCUGGUAGCACACAAGGCACACCACAGGGUCCUCCACCUGGGCACAAGGUCAAUCCCUUGCAAUCGCUACAGAAGAUGUUGCCGGCUGCUUCACCUACUCCUAGCGGUCCAGGAGGGUGGCCUCCUGGAGCACCUGGGCCGGGGCAACCGCCACAGCCUCCGCAUGGAGGUGGGUAUCAAGGAUACCUAUCUCGUGGCAACUCGUAUUAUGCUGGGCCUGGUCAUACUGCCCAGUAUGACGGAUAUCCCGGUAGCCAGCAACAAGGCCCACCUCAAAGUUAUGGGGGCGUGAGCGCUAGUGGCCAAAACGGUGGGGCAGCGCCCGGUUGUUACCCUCGAAGUGGCACACCUGGCUCAUUACCUCCGCCUGCUAGCCCGGCGUCAUCUUGUGGAGGGACGUCUGCUAGUAUGCCCACAGGAAUAGGCCCCUCAAGCGAACGUGUUACGCCAGCGCCCAGCAAUUCUAACGGCAAUGGUCCCACAACUGGAGCAGGCCCUGGCGCAAAUUGCGACCAAAGACGAGGCUCGGUGGACAGCGAAACUGGGAGCUAUUACAGCGCCGGCAGCGUUACGCCAGGACCGCAGGUUGCAACACCAGGAAGUGGCCCUGGUGGUGGUGGAGGAGGAGGCGGUAGUGGGAGCGGAUCAGGCUCCGCAGCGACUACUGGCAAUGCUCAAGGAGGUCAAUCAGGAACUGGUGGAGCGCAACACAGCACCACGACUGACAAGAAACUCGGUGCUAAACUACCCGAUAUCGUGCCAAACGAGAGCUACAGUAGCCAGGGUAGUGGUGGCCAGGGAGGUUCGAGACCCCCAUCGACUUCAGGCAGCAUUGGACCCCCGCAUUCGGAUGUGUCGUCGCUCUCCGCUAGCCCGGGAUCUUCAGCUGAACAUUCACAACAAGGGGUAAGUUCUGGUGGGCAACCACCCGGGGGAAAAGCGGGACCAUCAGCAUCACCGGGGCCUUCUCCUUUGGCUCAACAACCUUCUGGUGCCAUGACGCCUCCGGCAGCCCCUUUAAGCGGAGCAGGAUCGUACUGUCAUCCAGGGCAACAGCACCCGCUUUAUCCACCUCCCCCGCAGGGUCAGCAGCCAAGUUUGAGUCCAGAGUUUCCGGCACAGAAGAAGCGUGGCCGGCCCUACGGGAGUAAGAACAAAAAGCCGAGAACGUCUCCCGGAACAGGGGCAACUCCUGCACCAACGUUCCCGGAAAGAAGCCCAGGAAGCGGCCCAACAACGCCGACAGGACGAGGCAAGCGUGUGCAGCAGCAGAGAUCACCGGCACAACAAGGUGAUCAGUACUCUCAAACAAGGCUUGUGGGCCCCAUAGGCCAGUUUCCUCAUCAGGGCCAUUACCCUCAGCAAGGGCCUCCAAUAGGCGGUCCAGGCGGCCCAUUUGUCGGCACCAUGGUCGGCGCCCAGCAAGGUGGGCAUCCGAGUCACCUUGGUCAAAUGUCAGCUGGGGCCCCUCAUCACCUUCAUCCAGGUCAUCAUCCAGGACAUCCUCAUGGUCACCCUGGUCAUCCAGGAGGCCAACCAGGAAGUGUGGGUUCCCAUGAUAUUCGAGGCAGUCAAGGACCUCCUGGUGGUCCUGGUGGCCAUCCCGGAACCCCAAUACCGCCCGAAGCCAACAACGGUAUGCCAGGUGGGGCACGUCUUGGGGGACCUCCUAUGGGACCUGGUGGAAUGUACUCGCCCGUUAAACAGCAUAUGGCAGGAGGCGCUCAUGGACCGCCCAGUCAAAUAUCCGCAAUGGGUCAGUCAUCUUACGGACCCCAUGGACCGCAAUUCGGUCCACCAGGGAGCAUGGGCGCUGGAAGACAAGGGCCUCCACGGGCCCCGAUGCUGGAACAACAACUUGGAAAAUCUUCACAGCAUCAUGGCAUUGCAGGCCAUCCAAUUCCAGCUCAGUGUGGAGGAGUUGCUACUGUUCCACCAAACGCAAACGGCGGUCCCCUCCGUGAACUCAAGCAGCUUCCUUUGGAAACGUGUCCAGUGCCGGCUAUCAGUCAUGCCCCGCCACCCCCUGAGGGGGUUAAGAUUACCAAGGUCUUAAACAACCAUAUCCCAGCUGGUCUUUCGCUCAAGAGAUCUGCCAGUGGCUCGGGAGCUUUCUCUGGUCCAUUCCUCCGACUUAAAGGAAGUCUGACGCGGCCAAGUAACGUACGUGUAGUCAACAACGGUCUACAACGGUCAGGUACUGAGAAGGGAACUGAUGAAGGCGGGAGCACUGCUGGAUCAGGUAGUAAGACUGGAGCGGCUUCUGGAGGCGUCCUCGGGCCAACGGCUGGAGGCGCUAGUCGGGCAGCCCGUAAAGCCGGCACUGCUAUUCACCUAUCGACACUCAGUCCUGGCUAUGAUACCGUUACGCGUGACCCUUCGUGGCUGUGCGCACUCUGUUUAAGUGCGUCGCACGAACAUGGACUAGGCGAUUUAUUCGGACCGUACUUCUGGAGUACGUCGGAGCGGUCACUUCCACCGCCUGCCUAUAUUCUCGAAGCUAUGCGCCGACUUGCUAGUAAGCUGAACGCACAAAAGCCGCAGCUCGUCGAUGCCAGCGAUGAGGAUGAGGCGACGGGUGGUGGAACUGGAGCCGGCAAAAAGAAGAAAACCGGUGGCCAACUCGGCAAACGGAAGCGUUCGGCAGGAAUAUCGGCUACCACAUCGACCGAGGCACCUCUCACGGUCGAGCAGGAGCAAAUGCUCGCAACAAGUCUGCGCGCCGAAUAUUGGGUACAUGAGGAUUGUGCUUGUUAUACUCAAGGUGUUUAUCUGGACGCCAAAGGUACUCCUCAAGGCCUCGAGGAAGCUAUUCGUGAAGCUGCUCGUAGUUCUUGCGCAUUUUGCUCUCAGUCUGGCGCUACGCUGGCGUGCGUCGCUCGCCAUUGUUCGACCGUUAUGCACGUCCAUUGUGCGCGCCAAAGUAACGCGUUUGUCAACAGCGAGAACUUUAGCAUGCUUUGUAGCAGACAUAAACCACCCGCCACUGCAAAAGAGAGCAACAGCAGCAGCAACAGCAGCAGCAGCAGCAGCAGCAGCAACAACAACAACAACAACAACAACACCACAAAGUCGCAACAACAGGUGGCUACGACGACUCGCGUAAAUUAGAAAAUCCAUCGGCAAGGUUGAAGUUCAUACAGCCGAGCGGCAGGCCGCCGGCCAAGCAAAUAAUUUCUCUGUAGACACUAGCCUCCCGAAACAGAAACUGCAAAAAGCCUCGAUACUGUUAGUCAUUGCAGCUCUGAGUCAGCUUCCGAAGUAUGAGUGGAUCGGGGAAGCAAGGAACUGCAACCAAUAUAUUAUACCGCAAAAACGAACACAAAACAGAGGCGCUCUGGCGGCACAACUGUUGCAGUUAGCUACGGAACAGGGUCUUAAGCUCAACACAAUGGAUUAAAGAGAACAAUGAUGUAAAGGCGAAUGAUGGUAAUGCAAAUUUAUGGCGGCCUCUUCACCAAGACUGAAUUGUUUGCUCGAAGUUCCAAUAAUGAGCGCUGGCUCUUCAGGCACGAAAGACGAUUCGGUUUUCCGGUUGGUGUUCAUACGCCGAAAAAGGCGUAGCCAUGAUAAUGUUGUGGUGGCUUGAACGGUGUACACCUAUCAUGGUCGCAUUGACCAAAAUUAGCAGAGUGGAAGAGGCCGCAGUCAGCCCCCCACAAUACGCGGCAGAUACGGAAUCAGCAGACUCUAUAACUGGGGUGUGAGGAAUUCAUCCAGGUCGAAUGAAGCUUAGUAGGCAACCGUCGAAUGAAGAUGGACAGCCUUAAUUCUCUUAUAUUCGCUAUUAUUGACCUAUUACAGUAGUCAUAACUGAUUAAAGCAUAUUAGCAAAAACCGAGGGUAUUUUCGGCCAGGACUUCUUGCAUAUGAAAGAGUCAAAGAUCAGACGAACAUAUCCUUGGUUGCUUGUCAAAUUUUGUAAAAUUUCAUAAAAAUUUCCUUAAAUACAUUUGUUUGUCAGACAUUCUGUGAUGAAAAAAACGUUAUCAAGGAUCACACUCCACGAAGCUUUAGCUCGCUGGUUGUCUUUUAGACUGAGGCUGUUUGGAUAGUCAUUCGAUUGCCAAUUAACCACAUAUGAAUGUAUUUAAAAAAAGAAAAAACGUGAGAAUGUUUUCCAUCCAGUGCUGCCGCUGUUGUGUCAGUUGAUUGGCAUUGUUGUACAUAAUGAUUCCUGUAUUGCUUGACGCAGCUAAAUCUGCUUACCGGCGCCGGUCUAAGUCUAUGAAAUAGUACGGUGCUUGUUAGCGGGUGACGCUGAUCAUGAAGGCAGAUAAGGGUUAUGAUAAUUCUAAUGCGAGUGUGUAAUCCUUCUCAACCAUAUGCCCAGGGGCUGUUGUCAGUCCAAUAUGUAUUAUAUUAUGGGCAAUAAUACUAAUCAGUAAGUAUAUGAUAGGCAAAAGAUAAAGAGAAUAAUAGUUAUAAUGACAUUAUGAUUAUUGAUACUAGGGCGAGUAUGGAGAGUAAAGAUUAGCAGGCAGCGCUAGAUGCACCUGUAGAACGGGAUAGCAAAACCUAUAUGUAUGAAUAGAUAUUCGUAAUAAUGGCAAAAUAUUGGAUAAAAUCUACUGUGAAGCUGAUUUUGCCGCCAAUUAUACGAACCUCGCUCCAACGUAUCGCCAGCCUCCCCGUUACAGAAGCUAAAGGUAACUGGGCAAAACUAUUUAUCAUUCGUCGGGAUAAAUGCGAAGUUUUACAUUUGGCGUCCAAGACCCGUUUUUCUUUCAACUGCCAUCUUCCUCGUAGGAUUAACACCAUGAUAAUAUGCUUUGAAAGCGGAUAUGUGAGAACUGUACGUGACACAAGCA
Molecule: messenger RNA, 9616 nt
Organism: Varroa destructor (honeybee mite)
Lineage: Eukaryota; Metazoa; Arthropoda; Arachnida; Mesostigmata; Varroidae
Biological process (GO): regulation of transcription by RNA polymerase II
Cellular component (GO): nucleus
Source: RefSeq, a predicted model, not a curated record